UCCACAUGCUGUUUGCCAACCAAACAAUAAGACGAAGUAGUGGUAGCCUAUCCGUGUAUCCACAUUAGUUUUAGGCUAAUUUCGGAGACAAACCCUACACGUUACGGAAUAAUUUGGUCGCUUAAACCUUUUUGAAAAUGGGUAAAAGGGAUAAAGGAGACCGGGACAAGAAGUCCAAAAAGCGUUUCCAUGAGGACGAUGAUGACGAUGAAGAGGCGGCGGGCAGCGAGUCUCAGGAGGCCAUACCUGCUGCUGCAGGGAAACAAGUGGAGGAGUCUGGUAUCAAACUGGAUGAAUAUGGAGGCAAAGACUACCGUUCGCAGAUGCUCCUCAAGGAUGAUCACUCUUCACGUCCAAUCUGGGUGGCUCCAGAUGGACACAUCUUUCUGGAAGCCUUCUCCCCAGUAUACAAGUAUGCACAGGAUUUCUUGGUGGCCAUUGCAGAGCCAGUGUGUAGGCCUAACCACGUCCAUGAGUACAAGCUGACAGCCUACUCCCUGUAUGCAGCUGUCAGUGUGGGGCUGCAGACCUCUGAUAUUGUGGAGUACCUGCAGAAACUCAGCAAAACCUCUUUACCUGAGGGAAUCAUUCAGUUCAUUAAGCUCUGCACAGUGAGCUACGGCAAAGUUAAGCUGGUGCUCAAGCGCAACAGGUAUUUUGCUGAGAGUGCCUUCCCCGACGUGAUCCAGCGCCUCUUGCAGGACAGUGUUAUUCGUAAAUGUCGCCUGCGUACUGUGGAUGGAGACGAGACUGAACUCAUCACUGAAAUCAUCCACAGCAAGUCAGCGAUCUCCAAGUCAGUCGAGGAAAAGGAAGGCAUGUCGAACUCACAGCAGUCCAGUGAGGGUCAAAGCUCCACCCAGCAAGUCCCGGAGGACAUCUUCAGCUACUAUGAGCAGAUGGAUAAAGAAGAGGAGGAGGAAGAGGAGACGCAGACGGUUUCCUUCGAGAUUCAACAGGAGAUGAUUGAGGAGCUGCAGAAGCGCUGCAUUCAGCUGGAGUAUCCCCUCCUAGCAGAGUACGACUUUCGCAACGAUACCGUCAACCCAGACAUCAACAUAGACCUGAAACCCACCGCUGUGCUGCGGCCGUAUCAGGAAAAGAGUCUGCGCAAGAUGUUUGGCAAUGGACGUGCUCGCUCUGGAGUCAUCGUGCUGCCCUGUGGAGCUGGGAAAUCUCUUGUGGGCGUGACAGCAGCGUGCACAGUGCGCAAACGCUGUCUGGUUUUGGGUAACUCCGCUGUGUCUGUGGAGCAGUGGAAGUCCCAGUUCAAGAUGUGGUCCACAAUCGACGAUUCUCAGAUCUGCCGCUUCACCUCAGACGCCAAGGACAAACCCAUCGGCUGCUCGGUGGCCAUUAGCACCUAUUCCAUGUUGGGUCACACCACCAAACGCUCCUGGGAGGCUGAGAGGGUCAUGGAGUGGAUGCGGAGUCAGGAGUGGGGACUCAUCAUCCUGGAUGAGGUGCACACGAUCCCUGCCAGGAUGUUUCGUCGCGUUCUUACCAUCGUCCAGGCUCACUGCAAACUGGGGCUCACUGCCACUCUGGUCAGGGAAGAUGACAAGAUCGUGGACCUCAACUUCCUCAUUGGGCCUAAGCUGUAUGAGGCUAACUGGAUGGAACUGCAGAACAACGGUUACAUUGCCAAAGUCCAGUGUGCAGAGGUAUGGUGCCCGAUGUCUCCAGAGUUUUACAGAGAGUAUGUGGCGAUAAAGACAAAGAAGCGCAUCCUGCUUUACACCAUGAACCCUAACAAGUUCCGUGCCUGCCAGUUCCUCAUCCGCUUUCACGAGCGCCGCAACGACAAGAUCAUCGUCUUUGCCGACAACGUGUUUGCUUUAAAGGAGUACGCCAUUCGCCUCAAUAAGCCAUACAUCUAUGGUCCAACCUCUCAGGGGGAGCGCAUGCAGAUUUUGCAGAACUUCAAACACAACCCAAAGAUCAACACGAUUUUUAUUUCCAAGGUUGGAGACACUUCCUUUGACUUGCCAGAGGCCAAUUGUCUGAUCCAGAUCUCCUCCCAUGGUGGAUCACGUAGGCAGGAGGCCCAGAGGCUCGGAAGAGUCUUACGAGCCAAAAAAGGAAUGGCAGCAGAGGAGUAUAAUGCCUACUUCUACUCACUGGUGUCCCAGGACACACAGGAGAUGGCUUAUUCGACCAAGAGGCAGAGGUUCCUGGUGGACCAAGGUUACAGCUUUAAGGUCAUCACUAAAUUGGCAGGGAUGGAGGAAGAGGACUUGAUGUUCUCCAACAGAGACGAUCAACAGCUGCUGCUGCAGAAGGUGCUGGCUGCUUCAGAACUGGACGCUGAGGAGGAGGUGGUAUCAGGGGAGCUGGGCGCACGGCCGCAGUUCUCGAGGCGAACAGGCACCAUGAGCUCCAUGUCGGGCGCAGACGACACCGUCUACAUGGAAUAUCAAAGCCGCGGCGGCAAGUCCUCUGCAAACGCCAAGGGUAUUCAUCCGCUGUUCAAGCGCUUCAGGAAGUAGAUGCACAGACAGGUGGAACACAGGAAAAAAAUCAAUGCUUUGCUCAGACUGCAGGAAAAAUCUGAUGUUUGAUCCAGAUUGACCUUUUAAAGACUGGACAGCAAAUCAGAUUUGUACAGGUGUGUUUGGAACAACAUGUUUUUUUUGCCAUCACUCUGAAUGAGACGCACGUUAAUGAGGUCAAAGCCUGUAACUGAAGCGCCACAGCCGAUGAUGUAAUAGUGUCUGGGGGAAACACUUGUUAGAGGACUUUACCGAGUGGUAAAUAUUGUUUUCAAUACACAAUAGUGUGGAUCAAUCGAACUACUGUUGUAAUUACGUAUAAAACAACACCGUCGGAGGCUCACAAGACAUCAAAACGCAUUUCAUAAUCUAAUUGUAUCGUAAUCAAAUGAGGAAAUACUGUAUGUUGUUUCUCUCAUGAAGCAGCAGGUGAAUUUUGAGGUGAAAUGCAUCCCAGUCCUUGUUCAUGUGUAAAGUGCUGCUGUCUCUAAAUGGAAAUUUGAAAACAAAAAAUAAUGGAAACCAUGUCAUGGUUUUUUUUUUAAAUGUGUAUUGUGUUGCAGUUAUGUAAUAAUUUAUACUGUUUGUUUAAUCUCUGUUAGUCUCAGUGUAAAUGACUACUACACGUGUAUUAGAGGUGGUUAACGUUUUAAAUAAGUGAAAAUGGGAUCACAGACAUCGAACAAUGAACAGAGAAAACCUGGGUCUUUUCGCCUCUGAGGACGAAAAUCCACUCUUCUUCUUCUUCUUCUUCUUCUUUUCCUUUCGGCUGCUCCCUUCGGGGGGCGCCACAGCGAAUCAACCUCCUCCAUCUCACCCUGUUCUCUCUCACACCAACUAACUUCAUGUCCUCUUUCACUACAUCCAUAAACCUUCUCUUUGGUCUUCCUCUGGACCUCCUGCCUGGCAGUUCCAACCCCAGCAUCCUUCUACCAAUAUACUCACUAUCCCUCCUCUGUACAUGACCAAACCAUCUCAUUCUGGCCUCUCUGACCUUAUCUCCAAAACAUCUAACGUGCUGUUCCUCCGAUUGACUCAUUCCUGAUCCUAUCCAUCUUCGUCACUCCCAAGGAGAACCUCAACAUCUUCAUCUCUGCUACCUCCAGCUCUGCUUCCUGUCUUUUCCUCAGUGCCACUGUCUCUAGACCAUACAGUAUCGCGGGUCUCACCACUGUCUUGUAUAUCUUUCCUUUCAUUCUGGCUGAUACUCUUCUAUCACACAUUACCCCUGACACUUUUCUCCACCCAUUCCAACCAGCUUGAACACGUUUCUUCACCUCUUUUCCACAAUCUCCACUGCUCUGGUCUGUUGACCCUAAAUACUUAAAAUCCUCCACCUUCUUUAUCUCCACUCCCUGUAGCCUCAUGGUUCCACUUGGGUUCCUCUCAUUCACACACAUAUAUUAUGUCUUGCUGCGACUAACCUUCAUUCCUCUCCUUUCUAGAGCAUAUCUCCACCUCUCGAGCUUUUCCUCCACCUGGUCUCUGCUCUUACCACAGAUCACAAUGUCAUCUGCAAACAUCAUAGUCCAUGGAGAUUCCUGUCUAACCUCGUCUGUCAGUCUGUCCAUCACCACCGCAAACAAGAAGGGACUCAGAGCCGAACCCUGUCAUAGGCUUUUUCCAGGCACAAUGCAGCUCCCUCUCCCUCUGAAAAUCCACUCUGCUUUCAUUAAAACAGCUUUGUAUGAAUUUGGCUAGAAGAGUGAAACAAUAAGAGUUAAACCCACAUAAUCAGAAGAUUAUCUCGAUCAGUAUUUCCAAAGCUCCUCUUAUUGUUGAAUUUGUUUUGUUAGGGAAUUUGAUUCUUCCUUGUAAUGUUACUAAAUGGUUUCUUGGAAGGAAAUAGACAAAUCUGUGGCAUUUACUUUUUAACUAGUUAAAUGUGUCGCUCUGAAAGUUCAAAAGCAGAGAUGUAACUGCAGCAGGUCCAAGUUCUUCAUUUUAGUCUUCUUUUGCAGACAGGAAACCAGAACUAAUACAUAAAAUUAAAUCACAUUAAAAAAAAUAAGUGUUCCUGUUUGCUGAUAAUGAUAAUAAUGACACUAGUUAUUUCCCUCACCACCAGUUUGUUCUAAGAAAUUAAAUUACUUGGGGUAAAAAUUAACAACCGCAUGUCAAUUACAGUCAAAUUAAGUUGCAAUAUUGUAUCGAGUCAAGUCGGGCUGCAACUAUUCAUCGGAUAAUCGAUUAUUAAUCAGUUACUAAAUUACUUUUUGAUACGAUUUUUUGGCCUUUUAAAUCUGAAUUUUUCCUAAUAUUCACAUUUAAAACUAUGUGGAUAUAUGAUAAAUUAGAACAUCAUCAUUUUGGGGUUUAUCAGCCAAACAAAUAAUCAGUUACUAAACAAUCAACAGCUGAAUCGAUUAUAAAAACAAUAGCUGGAGCUCUAAACAUGUAGUACAAUAAUCAUUUUGACAGAUGAGAUGAAUAACAAUAAUUCACUCAUAUUCAAUAAUUUGGUAGAGUGUGACCUUGUGUGAAAUGUGUUUGUGGGAGUGUGGAGUGACUGAAGUGGUCAGGUGAAGUAAGUAGGUGGUGCAAUCACUGGCUUUGCGGGUUAUCAUCAUGGACCGAUUGGCCCCAACAAUUUGAUGAAACAAAAGACAGACGGGGCAGAAGCCGGCUGUGUCCCAUGCCUGCAAACAUACUUUUGGUGACUACCUUGGUUGCCGCGGUAACCCGCAUACAGAUCAAAGGGAAGUUUUUUGUGAAGGUUCACAGGACGGACACUUUUAAUAUAUGUGAGUUUCUUUUAACGUAGGGCUGUGAAAGGAAUUGCUACUUUUCUUAGGUCUAUAAAUAUCUAAAGUUCAAAUGCAGUGAUGCCUUUGAGGUUUAAAACUUCAUAUCAACAUGACUAACUUGUGAGACAGAGAUGUGAAUAAUUUGCUAAUUUACAUUUGUUGAAAGUGUCAUAUAGCCCUGGUACAACAUGUAAGUGCCUGUCAGGUCGCACAUAAAUCUCAUGCCUCCAUGAGAUUCUCCAGACUUUGCUUUGCCCUCUGACACCAGCGACUGUACACGGUUCACUCUGUCAUUACGCUUAUAAAUAUAUCAGCUGCACAUUAACAAACCAGUGUUUAGAAACCAGAGAGAAUGAUACAAAGAGUGUGGAAUUAAGAUGUUAAAGGCCUGUGACAAUUCA
Messenger RNA from Solea solea (common sole), 5640 nucleotides. RefSeq names its product excision repair cross-complementation group 3 (gene ercc3). The record is from RefSeq and is a predicted model, not a curated record. Gene Ontology annotation, cellular component: transcription preinitiation complex; nucleotide-excision repair factor 3 complex; transcription factor TFIIH holo complex. Gene Ontology annotation, biological process: nucleotide-excision repair; transcription initiation at RNA polymerase II promoter. The coding region runs from base 138 to 2489 and encodes 783 amino acids. The transcript is spliced from 15 exons. NCBI's taxonomy places the organism in Eukaryota, Metazoa, Chordata, Actinopteri, Pleuronectiformes, Soleidae. Gene Ontology annotation, molecular function: hydrolase activity; 3'-5' DNA helicase activity; ATP binding.